This is a messenger RNA of Colletotrichum phormii, 1054 nucleotides long. RefSeq lists its product as uncharacterized. The coding region runs from base 1 to 1050 and encodes 349 amino acids. Gene Ontology annotation, cellular component: cytoplasm. The transcript is spliced from 5 exons. The record is from RefSeq and is a predicted model, not a curated record. Lineage: Eukaryota; Fungi; Ascomycota; Sordariomycetes; Glomerellales; Glomerellaceae. Gene Ontology annotation, molecular function: 2-oxoglutarate-dependent dioxygenase activity.
AUGGCUACAGAAGUGAGCACAGAGGUUACAAAAGAGUCCAAGACGCUUCAACUUCGGACAGAAACCUCUAUCAACUAUGAUAAGGAGAGCUACAAAUAUGAGAGCUACAUGCCGCAUUUUGUGCCCGGAACCCAGCCUCCAUUGGAAGAAUUCCAACAUGACGACGUCGAUUCGAGGGCUGAUCAGGCCAAGAAGAAUCUUCUAGGAACUAUUGGAGUCAGCCAUGAAGAAGUCAUAUCAGCGCUGGACCCUGCCCAGCUGGACGAACUGGCACUACUUGCAGCCGAACGUGGCGUGGUGAUCUUCCGAGACCAGAACAUUGCAGACAUCGGACCAGAGAAGCAGAAAGCCUACGGAAAGCAUUUCGGUCCACUGCAUGUCCAUCAUAUGGGUGGCCAGAUCAAGGAUCACCCGGAACUGCUACCAGUGUACCGUGACUUCGCGGCCGGUGCUAUCGAUAACGAAAUCAAAGACAACGUCACCAGCGUGAAGUGGCACAGUGAUAUGAGCUACGAGAUCAACGGAAUGGGCACAACGACUUUCUUGCCUUUGAGCACUCCAUCGUCGGGAGGUGAUACUCUUUACCUCUCCACUACAGCUGCCUACUACUCUCUCUCAGAAACCUACCGGAUGUUGCUUCACAGCUUGAAGGCUGUUCACUCCGGCUUCUCUCAAGCCUCGGUGAACGACCACCGCGACCGGUACAUCAGAGAGCCUAUCGAAACGAUCCAUCCAGUCGUUCGAACUCACCCCGUCACAAAGCAGCUUUCCCUCUACGUCAACCGACUGUACACAAAACGUAUUGUCGGGAUGAAGCAGGAAGAGAGUGUCGCCCUGCUAGGAUUCUUGUUCGACCAUAUCGAGAGAGGCCAGGACUGGCACCUGCGGGUUCACUGGAAGCCAGGAACAGUCGUGGUCUACGACAACAGGAACACUCUGCACUCCGCGCUGCGAGACUUCAGGGUAGAAGAGGGGACAACUAGGCGGCAUAUGUUGCGGAUCACGCCGCAAGCGGAGAGGCCGUACUUCGAGGAGUCACAAGGCUCGUAGUGAC